GCAAACCGAUUCCAUGCAACGGUUUCCGGACUAUAGCUAAGUUCCUGCGUUCCCAUGCUAACUGAAACGCCAUUAGCUCGCCGACUUAAUGACAACCCAAUACUCUAAUUAAGGGGGGCAUUUACACUAUAAUACCUUUCCGACUAUCUGCAAUAGCCAAUUGCCCUGCAAAAUGUUCUUACCGACUCCUGGUUAACACCAGUGUAUUGUAGCUCUUUAACAAUGGACGAACUCCAAGCCCAGUCGGAAAGGGAGGCGCGCAUCCUUGCGCGACGGAAACGCAUUCAGGAACGCUUAGCGGCCCUUCGGGAGGGAGACCAUGGCGGUGGAAAGGAGGGAGAAAAGAAGGAGGAGAUCGGGAAGGGCAAGCAGCAGAUUAUCGAGAGCAAGCGGCGGUUAAUGCGCGUGAAGUACCGCACAGACCAGGAUGUUACAUCUGUGCGUGUCACCGGAGAUGAUCGCGAGAACCAGCACCGCAUUCAGGAGGAGCAGACGCGGCAGGACCUGCGCUCCAAGCUGCUUGCGGAGGCAGAGCAGAGCGCCCGGCAGAAUGCGGCGGUGGCCAUGCGCUGGGCGGACCUCUUCUCCAUUGAGGUGCCGCAGGACCUGUACAACGAGAUCGAGUCUCAGCGCCAGGCGUGCGAGCGCAUCAUCUCCAGCAAGGACAAGCUGAUCGGGGAAGUGCGCUCGGAGCUGAAGAAGAAGGACGACGAGUUCGUCAAGACACUCAAGCGGCAGGCGGAGGACAUCGACACGCUGCUGCAGUACAUGAGCCGGCAGUUCGUGGAGAUGCAGAACGCGUUCAAGGAGGAGCUGGACGAGAUCGAGAACGCCUUCCUGCAGGAGCGCUCGGACCUGCUGGAGGCCAACAGGCGGGAGAUGCAGGAGCUGUUCGACAGGAGGUCCAAGCUGGAGCAGGACUUCAUGGACCGCUACCUGGCUGCCGUGGAGACCUACCAGCAGCAGCUGGAGGGGCACCGCCAGAUGGACGCGGAGGAGUACCACAUCCUCAAGAUAAAGCUUGAGACCGACAUCCAGAACCUGGAGCAGCACCUGGAGGCCAUGCGCGCCACCUACCAGCUCAACACCGAGAAGCUGGAGUACAACUACCGGGUGCUCAAGGAGCGUGAGAAGGAGAACAGCACCACCAUCGAGAGCCAGAAGAAGAAGCUCUCCCGGCAGCGGGAUAUCCUGUCCUCACUCAAACAGCGCUACGCCGAGACCGACCGGCGCUACCGCGAUGAGAACCUGCGGCUGACGGACGAGUACAAGCGCAUCACGGAGCAGUUCAAGGACCUGCAGUCCAAGUUCCGACACUUCGAGCUGGUAGACACCAAGAAGUACAAGGAGGUGUGGGGCAUGAAGGAGAGCGAGGUGGCGGCGCUGGUACGGCAGCUGCUGCAGGCGGACAAGGUGCUCCACGAGCAGCAGCUGGGCUGGGAGUGGCGCCCCCCGGAUGAUGCGGUCUUCACCCCGGUGCAUGCGGCGGGGGCGGGCGGCGGAGCAGGCGCGGGAGCAGGCGGGGAGGGAUCGGCGGCGGGGGCGGACGGGGAGGAGGAUGAGGACGCGGCUGCACGGGCGCGAGAGCAGGAGCUUGCCGAGCGCGUCCGUGACAGCCGCAGCUGGGGCGCGCUGGGGCUGCUGUGCGACGAGGCGGGCUUCCUCAUUGACAUCAAGGCGCGACACAUGAUUGAGAGGCUGCCCAAGGACGAGCAGGGUCUGGUGAAGGCCGAGGCCAUCCUGCGCGCUCUGGGCAUCAGCGACGGCGCCUCCUUCGACUCCCUCAUGGACGCCCUCUCAGCCGACUCAAACAUCGAGCUCAGGGCCAAGGGCAUGGUGGCGCCAGCGGGCGGCCGCAUCCCGGAUGAAAAGUCCGAGCGCGGCCCUGCCGUACUGGUCCACCCAGACGACGCCGUACGGCGGCUCAAGGCCUUUGUGGAGGUGUACGGCACCGGUCCCAGUCGCUCCGGCGGCGGCAACAUCAGCGGUCCGCUGCGGGUGCAGGGGCUGCUGCGGCGUGCUGCGGAGCGCGAGCAGGAGUUCUGGACGCGCAUGACGCAUGUGAUCAGCGACAAGGGCAGCCGCGUGUGGCGCGCGCUUGAAACGCAGCUGGAGCGCUACCUGGCGCUGCUGCAGGAGCGCGCCAAGAGCCUGCGCGAGGUGGAAAGCCUGCAGCACCAGAACAACGAGCUGCGGGCGCUGCUGAACCAGUACCUGUCGUCGCGGAUCAAUGACGAGCUGCAGAUCCCGCCCACACAGAUUAUUUAGGCAGGGGAGGAAGGGUGGGGGGCAUGCAGGGGUCGUCUGGGUGUCGGGAUAAAUUGACGGGUGGGGUAGGUUGGAUCUUGGGGGGCACUACCCUUUGCUUAAGCUGGCUACUGCUCAUAUGAAAUGCCUGACAUGCUGCCAGCAAUGAACGGCGAGAGGCCUGCUGGUUAAACUGGGCUGGGCUGGACGUGACUAGCAGUGCUGGGCUGUGUCAAGAUUGCGACCGACUGCUGCUUUACUUCACCUUUUCUUGAAGUGAUGUACCAAUACACUGACUAUAUGGUCUAUUCAAUGGCGGCGGUGGUGACCACGGGCUGCACACGUUUUUGAACAAUGGGUUUGAAGCGCCCCCUCUGGCCCUCGGUGGAAUUUCCGAUUGGACGCCAGGCUGGACACCCAAGGUGACUGCAACAUAGCAGGAGGCUUACUGGAACCUAUCUGACCUUGCCUUACUCAAGUGCCUACAGUAACAUGCGCAGACUCCACCCUCAAGAG
Molecule: messenger RNA, 2763 nt
Organism: Astrephomene gubernaculifera
Lineage: Eukaryota; Viridiplantae; Chlorophyta; Chlorophyceae; Chlamydomonadales; Astrephomenaceae
Source: the annotation of a GenBank genome assembly